Molecule: messenger RNA, 11148 nt
Organism: Astyanax mexicanus (Mexican tetra)
Lineage: Eukaryota; Metazoa; Chordata; Actinopteri; Characiformes; Acestrorhamphidae
Product: probable ubiquitin carboxyl-terminal hydrolase FAF-X
Exons: 45
Coding region: 372-8048 (2558 amino acids)
Biological process (GO): cell migration; protein deubiquitination
Cellular component (GO): cytosol; nucleus
Molecular function (GO): cysteine-type endopeptidase activity; cysteine-type deubiquitinase activity
Source: RefSeq, a predicted model, not a curated record
AGACUAGUGGCGUUAGGGGGCUAUCUAUACUGGUGACGCAGGAAAAACACCCAGAGAGGAGAGCAGAAAUUCAAGGAAGCAGAGGAGCACUCCUGUGACCCAUUGCAUGCCAGAAAUCCUCGCUACAGACGCGAUAUCCAUGCUCCGGACUGUGUAAUCUCGAGAGAAUCUGGAUUAGUGGCCAUAACUGAGGAAAUUGCAUCUAAUUUCUGGGUUAUGCAAUGGUCACUGCAACUCAGCCUAAGCCUCCGGUGCUGCUCUCCUGCUCAGUCACCCUCCGGUUCCACCUUGCUGCCCUCCAGGCAGUGAUUUCCCACCUGGCUCCUGCCACUUAAGCUGACAAGAUUGCAAAGAUUUGCCCUGUGUCGAGCAUGACGGCCACCACCCGGGGCUCCCCCGUGGGGAGCAGCGACCAGCAGGGCCAGAGCCAGGCUCCGGACAGCACACAGAGCCAAACCAUACUCCCCCCAAACCAGGCGCCUUCUCCCAACUCCUCUAAUGAAACGUCUCCGGUGAGUCCACCAGAGGAGCAGGGGCAGGCUGAUGCUCCACAAGCACAGGAAGAGGAGGAGCCAGCCUUCCCCCACACAGACCUGGCCAAGCUGGAUGACAUGAUCAACAGACCUCGCUGGGUCGUUCCAGUCUUGCCAAAGGGGGAGCUGGAAGUUUUACUUGAAGCUGCUAUAGAUCUUAGUAAAAAAGGGCUUGACGUGAAGUGUGAGGCGUGUCAAAGAUUUUUCCGAGAUGGUCUGACAAUCUCGUUCACAAAAAUACUGACAGAUGAGGCGGUGAGCGGCUGGAAGUUUGAGAUUCAUAGGUGCAUCAUCAAUAACACACACCGGCUGGUGGAGCUCUGUGUGGUCAAGCUGUCUCAGGACUGGUUUCCUCUGCUUGAGUUGUUGGCCAUGGCAACCAACCCUCACUGCAAGUUUCACAUCUACAACGGGACCCGGCCGUCCGAGAGCGUGCCUGCCGGUGCCCAGCUCGCCGACGAUGAGCUCUUCGCACGUCCGCCAGACCCUCGCUCACCUAAGGGCUGGCUGGUGGACCUCAUAAAUAAAUUUGGCACACAGAAUGGGUUCCAGAUUUUACACGAUCGUUUCAUGAGUGGCCAAGCUCUUAAUGUGCAGAUUAUCGCAGCUCUUAUCAAGCCUUUUGGGCAGUGUUACGAGUUCUUGACGUUACACACAGUGAAAAAGUUCUUCUUGCCGGUGAUCGAGAUGGUUCCACAGUUUCUGGAGAACCUCACAGAUGAAGAACUUAAGAAGGAGGCCAAGAAUGAAGCCAAGAACGAUGCCCUGUCCAUGAUCAUCAAGUCGCUGAAGAAUCUGGCAUCCAGAGUACCAGGCCAAGAAGAAACGGUCAAGAAUUUAGAAAUCUUUAGGUUAAAAAUGAUCCUCAGGUUAUUGCAAAUUUCCUCUUUUAAUGGAAAAAUGAACGCACUAAAUGAGGUGAACAAGGUGAUCUCCAGUGUUUCCUAUUACACCCAUCGCCAUGGCAACCCGGAGGAGGAGGAGUGGCUCACUGCUGAACGGAUGGCGGAAUGGAUUCAGCAGAAUAACAUUCUCUCGAUUGUGCUGAGGGACAGUCUGCACCAGCCUCAGUAUGUGGAGAAGCUGGAGAAGAUCCUGCGCUUCGUCAUUAAAGAAAAAGCCCUGACUUUACAGGACCUGGACAACAUCUGGGCUGCACAGGCUGGUAAGCAUGAAGCCAUUGUGAAGAAUGUUCAUGACCUGCUGGCCAAGCUGGCCUGGGACUUCUCUCCUGAGCAGCUGGACCAUCUAUUUGAUUGCUUCAAGGCGAGCUGGACGAACGCAAGUAAGAAGCAGAGGGAAAAGCUGCUGGAGCUGAUCCGCAGGCUGGCAGAGGAUGAUAAGGAUGGAGUGAUGGCUCACAAGGUGCUCAACCUGCUGUGGAACUUGGCGCACAGUGAUGAUGUUCCUGUUGAUAUCAUGGAUCAGGCCCUGAGUGCCCACAUCAAGAUCCUGGACUACAGCUGCUCUCAGGACCGUGACACACAGAAGAUCCAGUGGAUUGACCGCUUCAUUGAGGAACUACGAACCAAUGAUAAGUGGGUGAUUCCAGCUCUGAAGCAGAUCAGAGAGAUAUGCAGUCUGUUUGGAGAAGCCCCUCAGAACCUCAGUCAGACGCAGCGGAGUCCACAUGUGUUCUACCGUCACGACCUGAUCAACCAGCUGCAGCACAACCAUGCUCUGGUAACACUGGUGGCAGAGAACCUGUCUGCUUACAUGGAGAAUAUGAGACAGUUCUCUAAAGAUCACACAGGCUUCGAUCCUCAGACGGUGCGGGUGGGCAGCCGCUACAGCCAUGUACAGGAAGUUCAGGAGAGGCUCAACUUCCUGAGGUUUCUGCUGAAGGAUGGGCAGCUGUGGCUGUGUGCUCCGCAGGCUAAGCAGAUUUGGAAGUGCCUGGCUGAGAACGCGGUCUUCCUCUGUGACAGAGAGGCCUGUUUCAAAUGGUACUCUAAACUAAUGGGUGAUGAGCCUGAUCUUGACCCAGACAUCAACAAGGACUUCUUUGAGAACAAUGUGCUGCAGCUGGACCCCUCGCUGCUGACCGAGAACGGGAUGAAGUGCUUUGAACGCUUCUUCAAAGCCGUGAACUGCAGGGAGGGCAAGCUUGUGGCGAAGCGGAGGGCAUAUAUGAUGGAUGAUCUGGAGCUUAUCGGCCUCGACUACCUCUGGAGAGUUGUGAUUCAAGGCAGCGAUGACAUUGCCAGUCGUGCAAUAGACUUGCUGAAAGAGAUUUACACCAACCUUGGACCAAAACUACAAGUGAAUCAGGUGGAGAUCCAUGAAGACUUCAUCCAGUCCUGUUUCGACCGCCUGAAGGCCUCGUAUGACACGCUUUGUGUGUUGGAUGGGGACAAGGACAGCAUAAACUGUGCUCGGCAGGAGGCCAUUCGUAUGGUUAGAGUGCUGACUGUGCUGAAAGAAUACAUCAAUGAGUGUGACAGUGACUAUCACGAGGAGAGGACUAUUCUUCCUAUGUCCAGGGCGUUCCGUGGGAAGCACAUUACCCUGGUGGUGCGGUUUCCUAACCAGGGCCGGCAGGUGGACGACCUGGACAUCUGGUCUCACACUAACGACACCAUUGGCUCUGUGCGCCGCUGCAUCCUCAACAGAAUUAAAGCCAACAGCACACACACCAAAAUCGAGCUUUUCAUUGGAGGAGAGAUCGUGGACCCAGCUGACGACCGGAAGCUAAUUGGACAGCUUAACCUUAAAGACAAAACUCUGAUAACAGCAAAACUGACCCAGGUAAGCUCCAACAUGCCUUCUAGUCCUGACAGCUCUUCUGAUUCAUCUACGGGCUCACCUGGCAACCAUGGCAACCACUACAGUGAUGGACCCAACCCUGAGGUGGAGAGCUGUCUGCCAGGAGUGAUCAUGUCUCUGCAUUUGCGGUAUAUCUCCUUCCUGUGGCAGGUUGCUGAUUUGGGCUGCACCUUGAACAUGCCUCUGCUGCGGGAUGGAGCCAGAGUGCUCAUGAAGCUCAUACCUCCAGAUAACACUACAGUGGAGAAUCUGCGAGCCAUCUGCCUGGACCAUGCUAAGCUGGGAGAGAACAGCCUUAGCCCCACGUUAGACUCGCGCUUUUUCGGCCCCUCACCUUCACAAGUGCUCUACCUCACUGAGGUGGUAUAUGCCCUUCUGAUGCCAGCCAGUGGUACUCUGGGUGAAGACGCCAGUGACUUCCAGUACAACUUUCUGAAGAGCGGAGGUCUCCCGCUGGUGCUGGGCAUGCUCACGAGGAACAACUUUCUGCCCAAUGCUGACAUGGAGACGCGUCGUGGAGCCUACCUUAACGCCCUGAAGAUUGCUAAGCUCCUGCUCACUGCUAUUGGCUUUGGGCACGUUAAAGCUGUGGCAGAGGCAUGCCAACCUGUGGUGGAGGGAACCAACCCUGCAUCACCUAUAAAUCAGGCGACGCACGAUCAAGCCCUGGUGCUGCAGAACGCUCUGCAGAAUAUUCCCAACCCUGCCUCAGAGUGCAUGCUGCGCAACGUAGCGAUCCGACUGGCCCAGCAGAUCUCUGAUGAGAAUUUCUUCCAGGCUUCGAAGUACAUCCCAGACAUCUGUGUGAUUCGGGCGGUGCAGAAGAUUGUCUGGGCGUCAGGCUGUGGAAGCGUUCAGCUGGUCUUCAGCUCCAAUGAGGAGAUCAGCAAGAUCUAUGAGAAGACUAAUGCAGGUAAUGAGCCGGAUGCGGAGGACGAGCAGGUGUGCUGUGAGGCUCUGGAGGCCAUGACGCUGUGUUUCGCACUCAUCCCUACAGCCUUAGACACACUCAGCAAGGAAAAGGCCUGGCAGACCUUCAUCAUCGACCUACUCCUGCACUGUCAGAGCAAGUCAGUACGUCAGAUGGCUCAGGAGCAGUUUUUCCUCAUGGCCACACGCUGUUGCAUGGGCCACCGACCUCUUCUCUUCUUCAUCACUCUGCUCUUCACUGUUCUGGGAAGCACUGCAAAAGAGAGAGCAAAGCAUGCUGGGGAUUACUUCACCCUCUUAAGGCACUUGCUCAACUAUGCAUACAACAGCAACAUUAACCUGCCCAAUGCCGAGGUCCUGCUCAACAAUGAGAUCGACUGGCUGAAGAGAAUCAGGGAUGAAGUAAAGAGAACCGGAGAGACUGGUGUGGAAGAGACCAUACUGGAAGGUCACCUGGGGGUCACAAAGGAGCUGUUGGCCUUCCAGACACCUGAGAAGAAGUUCUGCAUUGGCUGUGAGAAGGGUGGAGCAAACCUUAUAAAGGAGCUGAUAGAUGAUUUCAUCUUUCCAGCAUCUAAUGUUUAUCUGCAGUAUAUGAAGACUGGCGAGUUUCCUGCUGAACAGGCAAUCCCAGUGUGCAGUAGUCCUGCUACCAUUAACGCUGGUUUUGAACUGCUUGUAGCACUUGCUGUUGGAUGUGUUCGAAACCUGAAGCAGAUUGUCGACACGCUGACAGAUAUGUACUAUAUAGGCUGUGAGGCACUGACAGAAUGGGAAUACCUCCCACCUGUGGGGCCACGACCCAUUAAAGGAUUUGUGGGUCUGAAGAACGCAGGAGCCACAUGCUAUAUGAACUCAGUGAUUCAGCAGCUGUACAUGAUCCCUCCCAUCCGAAACGGCAUUCUGGCCAUAGAGGGCACUGGCAGUGAUGUGGACGAUGACAUGUCUGGAGAUGAGAAGCAGGAUAAUGAGAGUAAUGUGGACUCCAGGGAUGAAGUGUUCAGUUUUCACCACCAGUUUGAUGACAAGCCCUCUCUCAAUAAGGCUGAGGACCGCAAGGAGUACAAUAUUGGAGUGCUGCGCCACCUGCAGGUCAUCUUCGGCCACCUCGCUGCAUCCAGGCUGCAGUAUUACGUACCUCGAGGCUUCUGGAAACAGUUCAGGUUAUGGGGUGAGCCGGUCAAUCUGAGGGAGCAGCACGACGCCCUGGAGUUUUUUAACUCUUUGGUGGACAGUCUGGACGAGGCUCUGAAGGCGCUCGGUCAUCCCAGCAUGCUCAGCAGAGUCUUGGGUGGCUCCUUUGCAGACCAGAAAAUCUGCCAGGGCUGUCCCCACAGGUAUGAGUGUGAGGAGUCCUUCACUACGCUGAAUGUGGACAUCAGGAACCAUCAGAACCUCCUCGACUCCAUGGAGCAGUACGUCAAAGGGGACCUGCUGGAGGGAGCCAAUGCUUAUCAUUGUGAAAAGUGCAACAAGAAGGUUGACACAGUAAAGCGCCUUUUGAUUAAGAAGCUGCCCCCUGUACUCGCCAUCCAGCUGAAGCGUUUUGACUAUGACUGGGAACGUGAGUGUGCCAUAAAGUUUAAUGACUACUUCGAGUUUCCUCGUGAGCUGGACAUGGAGCCGUACACAGUGGCCGGUGUCGCCAAGCUGGAGGGUGAUGAGCUUUCUCCGGAGAGCCAGGUCAUCCAUCAGAACCCUCCCCUGGAGUCGGAGUCCGGCGGAAGCUCCCGGUAUCGGCUGGUGGGCGUGCUGGUGCACUCGGGCCAAGCGAGCGGCGGGCACUACUACUCCUACAUCGUUCAGAGGCAUGGCAACGGCAGUGACGGGCAGAGGGAUCGCUGGUAUAAGUUUGACGACGGAGACGUCACAGAGUGCAAGAUGGACGACGACGAGGAGAUGAAGAACCAGUGCUUCGGAGGAGAGUACAUGGGCGAGGUGUUCGAUCAUAUGAUGAAGCGGAUGUCGUACCGGCGGCAGAAACGCUGGUGGAACGCUUACAUUCUCUUCUACGAGCGCAUGGACACGGCAGGGGGCGACAGUGAGCUGCUAAAGUACAUAGCUGAACUAACGCUCAUGCCCAAACCCCACCAGCUCAAAAUGCCAACAGCUAUCGAGUGCAGCGUGCGCAAACAGAACGUGCAGUUUAUGCACAGCCGGAUGCAGUACAGCCUAGAGUACUUCCAGUUCAUCAAAAAACUACUCACCUGCAAUAGUGUGUAUCUGAACCCUCCUCCAGGUCAAGAUCACCUACUACCUGAAGCUGAAGAAAUAGCAAUGAUAAGUAUUCAGCUUGCUGCUAGAUUCCUGUUCAGCACAGGAUUCCACACGAAAAAAGUAGUCCGAGGCCCUGCUAGUGACUGGUAUGACGCUCUCUGCAUCCUAUUGCGUCACAGUAAGAAUGUCCGCAGCUGGUUUGCACACAACGUCCUCUUUGCCUUCCCCACGCGGUUCUCUGAGUAUUUAUUGGAGUGCCCGAGUGCUGAGGUCCGGGGAGCUUUCUCCAAGCUUAUAGUCUUCAUUGCACACUUCUCCCUGCAGGACGGACCAUGUCCCGCUCCUGUUACCUCACCGGGGUCCUCCACGCAGACUUGUGACAGUCUGACUCUGAGUGAUCACCUGCUGCGGGCGGUGCUAAACCUGUUGAGGAGGGAGGUGUCUGAGCACGGACGCCACCUUCAGCAGUACUUCAACCUUUUCGUUAUGUACGCCAACCUGGGUUUGGCAGAGAAGACGCAGCUGUUGAAGUUGAGUGUUCCAGCUACCUUCAUGCUGGUGGCUUUGGACGAGGGUCCUGGUCCUCCCAUUAAAUACCAGUAUGCAGAACUUGGCAAGCUGUACACAGUAGUGUCUCAGCUGGUGAGAUGUUGUGACGUCUCGUCACGCAUGCAGUCCUCAAUUAAUGGUAAUCCAGCUCUUCCAAACCCAUAUGGUGACUCCAACCUCACCGCUCCCAUCAUGCCUCUGCAGCAGCUGGUGGCAGAGAUACUCUUUGUGCGCACCAGUUAUGUGAAGAAGAUCAUAGAGGACUGCAGUAACUCUGAAGAGACGGUUAAACUGCUGCGCUUCUGCUGCUGGGAGAACCCUCAGUUCUCCUCCACUGUACUCAGUGAACUCCUCUGGCAGGUGGCGUACUCUUAUACUUACGAGCUGAGGCCUUACCUGGACCUGCUACUCCAGAUCCUGCUGAUUGAGGACUCAUGGCAGACCCACAGAAUCCAUAAUGUGCUGAAGGGGAUUCCUGAUGACCGGGACGGUUUAUUUGACACCAUCCAACGCUCCAAGAACCACUACCAGAAGAGGGCGUAUCAGUGCAUCAAGUGCAUGGUUGCCCUCUUCAGUAACUGCUCUGUGGCCUAUCAGAUCCUGCAGAGUAAUGGGGACUUGAAGAGGAAAUGGACAUGGGCAGUGGAGUGGCUGGGCGAUGAGCUGGAGAGGAGGCCGUACACGGGGAACCCUCAGUACAGCUACAACAACUGGUCUCCUCCAGUGCAGAGCAAUGAAACCUCGAACGGCUACUUCCUGGAGCGAUCUCACAGUGCCAGGAUGACGCUGGCCAAGGCCUGUGAACUGUGUCCUGAGGAGGAGCCUGAUGAUCAGGAAGCCCCUGAUGAUCAUGAUUCCUCCCCACCAGAAGACACAGCACUCUACCCUCAUUCACCUGGGACACAGUAUCAGCAGCCGAACAACCACCCACACGGGCAGCCUUACACAGGACCAGCUGCCCAGCACAUGAACAACCCUCAGCGUCCGCCCCAGAGGCCUCAGGAGAGCUGGGAGGGCACGGAGGAGGCGCCGCCUGUGCAAACGAAAGAGUAGCCGACUGCCCCGAGCCUCGCCUCUCCACCCUGUCCUGAUCUGGUCUGACUGACGGCUCUGUCGGGGCUCGCCCAGGCCUUACGAGCACCUGCCACCCUUUCUCCAGGGCAGAGCAACUCCUCCAGACUCCUCCCCCUCACAGCUCCUCUACCCAUUUCUCCCUCAGCUUAUGCUGUGUCCUGCGCAUCUGUAGUAAUAAUCAUCUCUCCUUUUACCCCUCUUCAUACCGCCUUAACUUCCUCUCGCUGUGUCCCGGCUUUUAGUUGAUUGAGUUGUUGGAUUGAGAUGAAACUGGAUUGGAUUUGGGUCUCAACACUGACUGCCCUGAAGAGCUUGGUGCUCAAACAUACACUCUCAUACAUGCAUACACACGCAUAUAUAUAUAUAUAUAUAUAUAUAUAUAUAUAUAUAUAUAUAUAUAUAUACACAUGCAUACACAUACACACAUGCACACAUACAUGCUGCCUAUGUACAGCACUUUUUGUAAAGAAGGAUAGAUAGCCUGUUGGGUGAUUUAUGUUCAGGAAUAAGGAUGGUGUACAUAGUGUGUAUAAAUUUGGACCAUCACCAACUGUAACAGCGACUGCCAAAUUGUCUGUUGGUGUCCAAGACUUGAUUAUCUAUAAGAUCUUGUUGGUACAGUUGGUUUUUAUUAAUAAAUAAUAAAUAAAUAUAAAGGGGGAGUUGGGGUGCAGACAGUACGUAGUCUGUGCUUGCUGACUAUAUACACUAUAUGAGCUAAAGCAUUGGGAUACCUGCUAUAAUUUAUUGUUUCUUCUGUACAAAAACUCAAGCCUCAUCAAUAAAAAAUACACAAGAGAACAGAAGAAAAGAACAUGAGAGAACACGGUUCCACUGCUCUAGAGCUCUACAGCUUUAAAGCCCAGGCCUGGCAUUAGAAAUGAUGCCAAUAUGUUUAUAUGUGUUUACCUGCUCCAGAGAGUCCUUUUCUAUUGGCAAUACUGAGGUAAAGCUUAACUUAAAGUCGCUGAAUGCGUUUAUUUGAAGGGAUGUCCACAAAAUGUGGACAUAUAGUGUAUAUAUGUGUGUGGGGGUGUGUGUGUUGUGAGGGGGUGGGGUGAAGUUGUAAUUUAAUGCCGCUGCUGGGUUCUAGCAGACUUCUGCAACAAGACUAAUGUCCUAAAAUCUGACUGACUCUGCAGGGUCUUUGGUUGGACUUGUUUGGACAUUUUGGCCUCAGUAUGAGGGUUUAAAGCCUGUCUAUCCUAAAGCACUUGUCUGCCCCUUAUCUUUUUUCACUCUUUUAUCAUCUUUUCAUCCAUUACGUCACCGGGAGAGCUUAAGGAGUUUUUGGCUGGUUUGGAUCAUUUGACGCUGCUGCUGUUCUGCUAGAGCUUCAGCUCCUCUGCCUCUUCAUCCUCUGCCUCUACCUUCACAUAACAUUGGCCUCUUUAGCAGCUGCUGAGUGGUGGAAACGGCCGCUCAGCUGCUCAUUAACUCAGCAGACGGUCCCCGUCUUUCGCUUCAUCGUUUAGUCUGCAUUUAGACUAAUAGUGAGACAUCUGAGACAUCCUGAAAAAAGGACAGGGUAGCACUUUGGGAUUUGUAUUCGGGGUAAAGAAAAGGCGAGAGAACUCUUCUCCUCCAUCUUCUAGUCUGUUUGGAUUGGCCUGGUAGUGACUCAACUCAACUCCACUCAAGCCCUAGGACACCUGCCACUUCCCCGGCCGCUGUACCGCCAGACCCGGCCACAUGCCCGUAACUCUGAGAGUAAGGAGAUUUAUUUAGUCAGGGCUGGAGGGUUAGUUUCAGUGUGAUGCUUUGUGACUAGCGUUCUGCGGGAUUUGUCAGCGUUGGAACAUACUGUACUACAUUUAUUUGAUGAAUGUGUGUGUGGGUUUCAUUUAUGCUUUUGUAUAAAAUACCAAAAAAAAAAGACCUUGCAAAAGAUAAAUCAGAUCCAAGAGAUUAUAUAUAGCUGUUUUCUUUUAUAGACUUUAUUUUGCUGAAUUUGCAAAGAAAGAGUGUUCGAUUUAAAAGGAAAAAUGUCUGUUAUUUUUACGAGGAGAUAUUUACUGUACAGAAAAGUAGAAAAGUUGUGCACCCUGUUUUUUUUUCUUCUUUUUGUUUUCUUUUUUUUUUUUUUGCUUUUUGCUUUUUUCCCCCCUUCCUUUUUGUUGAAGUUUGACGAUGAUAAUGAUGAUAAUAAUAAUAAUGAGGGUGUGAAGUUUACUGUAGAUUCUGGAGCUACAGUAGCCAUGUUUUUCACUUGGUUUGUCUGGGUUUUUUUUCUUCUGCCCAAAAGUACAACAUUGAUCUCAUUGCUCCACGAGUAUAAACAGAAAUAAAUAUAAAAAUGUAAAUGCAGUGCAAACUUUAUUUGCUUUUUAUUGUUUCAUUUGUGGUACAUUUUUGUAAAUAUCUAAUGCACGCAAGAAAAGAAAUAAAAAAACGCCUAGCUAAGGAAAAACGUCUCAUGGUUGUGAAACAAGUAGUCUCGUCGAAUUUUUCCUCAAUAGACUGCAUCACAUUGUCCAGAGUGCGAAUAGAAAACACACGGAUUGAUGGAUUUGCUCGAGGCUGCUCUGAAACGUCUGCCAAAUCCACACCAGUGGCCUAUAGACUGGCUGCCCCAGCCUGACUGACGCGCAGCUGCAGAAUCUCACUGGACUUUUUGGUGAUGCUCUGCACCAAUAAAAAAAAAACGCGGUUUUCACCAACGUUAUCGGGGAGUGGCAGGAAACCAUAUGGACCUAGCGGAUUGGUGAUUCCCUCCUCACCCACCUUAACAAGCACUACAGGUCAUCUUACUCUCAGCCCAUCUGUUAACAAGGCUUCCUCCUAGACUGAGAGGUCUCACCAUGUUAAACUUGAUUUUAUUUUUUAUUUUUUUUGUGUUUAUUUUUGGCUUUUUCUCCCCGUUUUUCUUUCUGUAAAUGUUUAUUCAGGAUCAGAUUUGCCUUCUGGUUGCUUUUUUUUGUUGUUUUACUUUUGGUUUAAUUUGGAUUUCUUCUAAAGCUCUUUUUGUGAAAUGUGCAUGGAUAAUAUUCCUCGAUCUGCCUUAGAGCACUGUACAAACCCAGCACACUGUAAAAUUAUACUUUAAAAGUAAAUAAUAAAAAUGGUAUUUGAAAUAUGA